Molecule: messenger RNA, 655 nt
Organism: Juglans regia (Persian walnut)
Lineage: Eukaryota; Viridiplantae; Streptophyta; Magnoliopsida; Fagales; Juglandaceae
Product: major strawberry allergen Fra a 1-3-like
Exons: 2
Coding region: 29-589 (186 amino acids)
Biological process (GO): defense response; abscisic acid-activated signaling pathway
Cellular component (GO): cytoplasm; nucleus
Molecular function (GO): signaling receptor activity; abscisic acid binding; protein phosphatase inhibitor activity
Source: RefSeq, a predicted model, not a curated record
AUCCCUCCAUACACGAUAAAUUCUGCAGAUGACCAUCCUCAUCUUCAGUAAAACACACUCUCGAGUCUCGACCCAACUUUGUUCUCAUCUACCAGAAAAGAUCAUGGGCGUCAAAAGUUUUCUACAAGAGUUUGAGUCACCAAUUGAUCCGGACAGAUUAUUUAAGGCCUUGAUAUUGGAUUCAUGCAACCUUUGCCCCAAGCUUCUGCCUCAGUACAUUAAGAGCAUUGACAUUAUCGAAGGAGAUGGAGGUGUUGGAAGUAUCAAACAGAUUAACUUCGCCCAAGGGCCAGGCAUUCAUUUCAAAUAUGCAAAGUACCGGGUUGAUGAGCUGGAUAUGGAGAAUUUCAAGUGCAGGUACACUAUAACUGAAGGAGAUGUGUUGGGAGAGAAGCUCAAAUCCAUCGAAUACGAGGUGAAGUUUGUGGCUGAUCAUGGAGGCUGCAUUUGUAAGAUGUUGAGUGAGUAUUAUUCAGAUCAAGAACUUGAGUUCAAGGAUGAAGAUAUAGAGUUUGGCAAAGAAAGAGCAACAGAGAUGUACAAAGUAGUGGAAGCUUACCUUUUGACAAAUCCACUCUCUUAUCUUUAAUUGGAUACUGCAGAUGGUCGAUCGUUCUGUACAACUCUAGCCGUAAGUCUGUCACCGGGAACUAUA